CAGGCUAGAUGCAGGGAGAUUGCUCCCGAUGUUGGGGAAGUCCAGGACAAGGGGUCACAGCUUAAGGAUAAGGGGGAAAUCCUUUAAAACCGAGAUGAGAAGAACUUUUUCCACACAGAGAGUGGUGAAUCUCUGGAACUCUCUGCCGCAGAGGGUAGUCGAGGCCAGUUCAUUGGCUAUAUUUAAGAGGGAGUUAGAUGUGGCCCUUGUGGCUAAGGGGAUCAGAGGGUAUGGAGAGAAGGCAGGUACGGGAUACUUAGUUGGAUGAUCAGCCAUGAACAUAUUGAAUGGCGGUGCAGGCUCGAAGGGCUGAAUGGCCUACUCCUGCACCUAAUUUCUAUGUUUCUAUAACCGGGCUCACUCGCAGUGUCCAAUCAUAACCCGGUUUGCCUUUCUCCCAACCCAUUUGCCUGCUCACAGAGCCUUACAAAUUGUCCCCUCUUUAGUGCCCUACUUUGACAAAAGGAAGCCACUGACAAUUUUGUCAAAAUAGAGUUAUUGCUUGUUUUAGGGUAAUUGAGACAUGCUCUACACAAUGGUGAACAAAAUAAGUCACAUGACCCUCCAUUUCUGAGAUAUUAACAUGUCAAGAGGAAGCAACCAAAGAUUAUAACUUUGCUCUAUAAUCUUUGGAAGCAACUGACCAUGUUCCACUAAGCCUAUCAUCAAACAGCAUAGAAAUGACAGCUUGUGGGAAUCAACCAUUCAGAGAGCUCCUUACAUCCUGCUUGGCUUUCGCUCUGUGUUUUAGUUGUGAACUCGCCCGUAAAUGCUGACAUUCUCUGAUGUUUUUGCACAUUUGAGAUAUUGUUGUGGUGAAAAUCGACGAGAACAGCAAUCCAGCCAAUAAGGAAGAUGUCAAUUUGCGUAACAACAGUGAUGAAUCUGUUCCCGUUCUUCCAGACAAUCCACAUUACAGGCCUCAGAGGACUCCGUUGCAGGAAAUGCAAGGACUGAACGCAGUUGAGAAUCCUGCCAAGAAGGCAAAGCUUCAUACAGAUCCUGCAUGUCGUAAACUCGAAAAGGCAAGGGAGAAACACAACAUGAAACCACCAUGCAACAACUGUAAGCGAAAAUGCAGUGACAAAAUUCCACACGAGCGCCGUCGUGCUAUUCACGACCAGUUCUGGGAAAUGCCGUAUGAAGCACAGAGACAGUGGCUGUUUGAUCAUAUUCAGGUCACUGAGACAAAGAAACCAGGGACAAAUCUCCAGGAGUUCUACGACAGGAACCACACACGUCUCUACAGGUUCAGUGACGAGACAGGCCACCAGCACAUGGUAUGCAAAAAGUUUUUCUUGUUUACCCUCGGCUACACAAGUGACAAAGUCAUCACAGUCAAGCUCAACUCAGCCACGCCAGGAGAGAUAUCACUGCAGAGAGAUGACAUGAGAGGACGCCAUGACCCCAAACACAAACUUUCUGCAAAAAACCAAACACUCAUCAGCGACUACAUCAACUCCUUCAACACAUGCAUCAGUCACUACAGACGCGAACAUGCUCUGCAAAGGAAGUACCUCCCACCAGAACUGAGCAUUAAAGAAAUGUACCAUGACUUCCAGAAAUCACACCCGGGUGUUGCAGGUUACGACACUUAUAGAAAGACCGUCAACAGCUUGAACAUUAAUUUCGCCAAAUUGGGGGAGGAUGAAUGUGAGCUCUGUCUAAUUUAUGAGAAACAUGAACACGACAAUGAAGACACGUCAAAAUGUGCAGCAUGGAAAGAGCAUAAUGAAAAUGCUUGAAGGAGCAGAAAGGCCUGUGAAGAGGAUCACGGGACAGAGAAGCAUUCUUCUCCAUGGACAUGCAGAAAGUGAUCAUGUCGCCAAGGUUACUGGGUGUGAAGACGUGUGUUCACACGCAGACUUGUUUUCUUCCAUGAGACAUUUGCACCCCUUGGAGAAAAAGCAGCAGGCAGUAGGAGUAGUUUGGCACGAGGGCAUUGCCGGCCGGCAAGCUGAGGAUGUUGUCAGUGCGUUCGACAAGGUCAUUCACGAAGGGGCCUACCGGGAUUGCGAGCACUUCACAUUUUGGGUGGCCAACUGCACGGCUCGGAAUAAGAUUGGGUUCUGUUCAAAGGCAUGGCGCUCAUGGUUAAUGAGGAUGGGGGGCCAAACACUGUCACCCUUAACUACUUUGAGAAAGGACACACCUUCAUGUCUGCUGAUUCAUUCCAUGCACAGAUUGAGAAAGGCAUGCGAACAAAAAAGAACAUCUACAACUUUGCAUAGAUUUGGCAGCGGUGCUGCCAUCCAGAUGGGACCAGCAGACUUCAGUCUGUGGGAGAAUGGAAUGAGCAGCGCAGGCUUCACCAACAAACCGGUUCUCAGCACAGUCCGAGUUGCUCAGUUUCGCCGUGGCUCCAGCAAAAUCUACUGGUAAACAUCGACCGAGGAUGAGCAAUUCUCGUGUGGGGAAUUCCUGAAGAAGAAAGUGGCUGAGAAGGUGUUGAAGGGGCAGCAUUUCCCCCAAGGAAUGGUGCACAGGGAAUCCCAAGCAACAAGAAAAAUGACAUCCUGAUGAAACUGUGCCCCCUCAUGCCUCCCAACAGAUGUCAGUUCUGGAGAGACAUUGUCGAGAAUCAAACCUCUCAAGAUCUCAUCGAUAAUGAGUUGAAAAAUAACAAUGAGGACAACAAACAUGUCUGGCAAUGUUUAUAUUAGAGAUCAUGACAGGGAGAUGAGAAUGGCAGGGAGUGACUAGUUGGGUACAGCAAGGCUCAGUGCUGAGACCCCAGCUAUUUACAAUAUAUAUUAAUGAUUUGGACGAGGGAAUUGAAUGCAACAUCUCCAAGUUUGCGGAUGACACGAAGCUGGGGGGCAGUGUUCGCUGUGAGGAGGAUGCUAGGAGGCUGCAAGGUGACUUGGAUAGGCUGGGUGAGUGGACAAAUGCAUGGCAGAUGCAGUAUAAUGUGGAUAAAUGUGAGGUUAUCCACUUUGGUGGCAAAAACAGGAAAGUAGACUAUUAUCUAAAUGGUGGCCGAUUAGGAAAAGGGGAGAUGCAACAAACCAGUCAUUGAAAGUAGGCAUGCAGGUGCAGCAGGCAGUGAAGAAAGCGAAUGGUAUGUUAGCAUUCAUAGCAAAAGGAUUUGCGUAUAGGAGCAGGCAGGUUCUACUGCAGUUGUACAGGGUAUUGGUGAGACCACACCUGGAGUAUUGUGUACAGUUUUGGUCUCCUAAUCUGAGGAAAGACAUUCUUGCCAUAGAGGGAGUACAGAGAAGGUUCACCAGACUGAUUCCUGGGAUGUCAGGACUUUCAUAUGAAGGAAGACUGGAUAGACUCGGCUUGUACUCGCUAGAAUUUAAAAGAUUGAGGGGGGAUCUUAUAGAAACAUACAAAAUUCUUAAGGGGUUGGACAGGCUAGAUGCAGGAAGAUUGUUCCAGAUGUUGUGGAAGUCCAGGACAAGGGGUCACAGUUUAAGGAUAAAGGGGAAAUCCUUUAGGACCGAGAUGAGAAAAACAUUUUUCACACAGAGUGCUGAAUCUCUGGAACUCUAUGCCACAGAAGGUAGUUGAGGCCAGUUCAUUUGCUAUAUUUAAGAGGAAGUUAGAUGUGGCCCUUGUGUCUAAAGGGAUCAGGGGGUAUGGAGAGAAGGCAGGUACAGGAUACUGAGUUGGAUGAUCAGCCAUGAUCAUAUUGAAUGGCGGUGCAUGCUCGAAGGGCCGAAUGGCCUACUCCUGCACCUAUUUUCUAUGUUUCUAUGAACAUUGUCAUGAACAUUAUAUAAUAUGAAGCAUCCGACUUGAUGUUGUUUAAGCUUCUUUUUUUUUCUGGUUAAUGUUAAAUACAAAUAUUUUACAAUAUUCUACACGUGCAGUUAUGUAGAUGCAAUGUACUUGGCAAACUGGUAAUGCAAUGUACUUGGCAAUCAAUGUACUUGGCAAACCGUUUGUAGGACAUGUGCAUUGAUUAGAGACACAUAUGGUAUGGCCAUUUGUGAUUUAGAAACUCAACACUUUAAUUUUCCAACAUUUCCAUGUCUUUAUUGGUGAAAUUAUUAAACACAUCUUCCCCC
Molecule: messenger RNA, 4016 nt
Organism: Leucoraja erinaceus (little skate)
Lineage: Eukaryota; Metazoa; Chordata; Chondrichthyes; Rajiformes; Rajidae
Exons: 2
Coding region: 945-1745 (266 amino acids)
Source: RefSeq, a predicted model, not a curated record